AUAUUUAUGCAUUAACAUAUUUCUACUUAGUUCGAAGAAAUCUUAAAGAAGGUAUAAAAGUUGAUCUACUUUUUGUUAUAAAAUCAGAAAUCGUUUAAAGCUCUUUAGUUAAAGUCUAUUUUUUCUCUUUAGUACAACAACAAAACAAAAACAUGAAGUUCGCCAUUGUUGCCGUAGUCUUGUUUGCUCUCACUAUCAUGCAAGUUCAAUCUUCUAUUAUCCUUGGUCUUGGUCCUGUUGCUGGACCAACCCUACAACAAGGUCCAAUUGUGAUUGGCUGGGGAGCCAGUGUACCAGUAGCGGUUCCAUCUCCAAUUGCUGUCGAUGUUUCAUCUGUUGUUGGAGCACCAGGAGCCACUUAUGUGGCUAAGACUCUUGGCGCUGUUCAUGCUGCACCACUGCCCGGACAUACCCAAUCAGCUGUCGCAGUUAAUGUUGACCCAGCACCAGGAACUUUGUAAAUACAUUAUUGCAAUGUAAAUUGAUAACAAAACUGAUAAGAACACUGAUCUGAUAUUGAAUUGC
Eupeodes corollae is the source of this 525-nucleotide messenger RNA. RefSeq names its product adult cuticle protein 1-like. The transcript has 2 exons. Bases 153 to 461 code for a protein of 102 amino acids. Lineage: Eukaryota; Metazoa; Arthropoda; Insecta; Diptera; Syrphidae. The record is from RefSeq and is a predicted model, not a curated record.